CACCUGACCGCGAUCGUAGAACAACAGGAACUGACUGCUACGCGGCUAUUCUUUUUUCAAGUCGUAGUGGAACCGGAAGAGGAAUUGUGUAAUUGGCAGUGGAUGCAGAAGUGGUCCAAGAUUGUCUUUAAACUAUAAAUAAUUUACACAUUGUUUUUAAUCUUAGUUGUACUUCGAUUAUGUCCCCGUGUUUAGUACGACUAUUGAGGUGUUUUGCUUUGUUAAUUCCGUGCAUGUCAGUCUGUGGCGAUUUGGAAUUUGCACACGCUGAUGGAGCUCCGCCUUCAAAGAUAGCGGUGAUUGGUGCUGGAAUUGGAGGCACAGCAACUGCCCAUUUCCUUCGGCAGCACUUUGGGCAGGACGUGGAGAUCCAUGUUUAUGAGAAGGGCAAGGUAGGUGGCCGCCUGGCUACCGUCACUGUGAACAAUCAGGAGUAUGAGUCUGGAGGCUCAGUGAUCCACUCCUUGAACCUCCACAUGCAGGACUUUGUCAAGCUGCUAGGGCUGAAGUACAGGAAGAAUUUUCCUAGGAAGACAGCGGUGUUUAACGGGGAGCACUUCCUACUGGAGGAGACAGACUGGUACCUGCUGGACCUCUUCCGGCUCUGGUGGCGCUACGGGAUCAGCUUCAUCCGCCUGCAGAUGUGGGUCGAGGAGAUCAUGGAGAAAUUCAUGAGGAUCUACAAGUACCAGGCACAUGGCUAUGCAUUCAGCACUGUGGACGAGCUGCUACACUCCCUGGGGGGAUCCUUGUUCAUCAACAUGACGCGGAACUCAGUGUCCGAGUCCCUGCUGGAGCUUGGCGUGUCCCAGCGAUUCAUUGACGAGGUCAUCGCAGCAGUAACGAGGGUCAACUACGGCCAGUCUGUCAGCAUUCCUGCUUUUGUAGGGGCAGUGUCCUUAGCAGGUGCUCAGGCUAAUCUUUGGGCUGUCGAAGGCGGAAAUAAAUUAGUCUGCUCUGGUUUGCUGAAGGAAGCAAAAGCCAACUUGAUCCAUGCCCAGGUGACCUCAGUUUCACUUGUGUCAGCAGACACAGCCCAGUACCAAGUGAGUUACACAACAGAAAAGGAGAAAGGUUCUGCCAUGUAUGACAUAGUCAUUAUAGCAACACCUCUCCAGGAGGGGAUGGCCAACAUCACUUUUGAAAACUUUGAGCCUCCGAUCCCGGAGCUCCCUGGAGCGUACCACCACACUGUGGUUUCGAUCGUGCACGGCUAUCUGAACUGCUCGUACUUCGGCUACCCAGACCCCAAGCUCUUCCCGUUCACCAGCAUCCUCACUACCGAAGCACCUGCCCUGUUCUUCGACAGCGUGGGGAAUGUCAGCCCUGUCAACAUCUCCAAGGGCUUCAAGAAGAAGCAGCCCCAGGAAGCUGCCAUUUGGAAGGUAUUUUCCCCGCAGCCUCUGGAAAGAAAGGACCUGAAGACCCUCUUCAAGUCUUACUACUCCGUCCAGGUGACAGACUGGCAGGCCUACCCUCAGUAUGGCUCAACUAAGCGCCUGCCACCCAUUGUUCUCCAUGACAACAUGUACUACCUCAACAGCAUCGAGUGGGCGGCAAGCGCCAUGGAGAUGAGCUCUGUGGCUGCCAAGAAUAUUGCCUUGCUGGCUUACCACCGGUGGAAUAGGGAACUGGAAAUGAUCGACCAGAAGGAGUUCAUUCACAAGAUUAAAACAGAGCUUUAACAGCUGGCUGGGUGCUAAUAUCGGAAUCAUUUCACGUCGGAAUUAAUAAUGAAAUAAAGUGGCUGUUAAUCGAAAAACCUUUUCAGAUUGCUUCAGAAGUUGCUUCUGUUGUGUGUGUGAAAUGAUUUGUUGUCUGACACAGUCUGCAUUUCGUUGAAAUAUCUUGAAAUAUACACACAAUUGAAGCACAUGUACUGUUUUGGUCGGGGUUCCUGACUACAUGAAUCGUAAAAAGACUUUUUAUUUAUUUAUUUAUUUUUAAAUAGAUUGUUAGUUCAUGUCAAGCAGAUGUAUGUUUUGGCUCAAGCCUUCAUCAGUGGAUAGCAGACAUCAGUUCCUUCAGUACAGAUGUAGUAUAUUUUACUGGAUUCUCGAUGUGAUAGUACCAUCUGUUUUUUUUUUCUUUCUCAAUAUUAGCCGUGAUCCCACUUAUCAAACCACUAUUGCUCCGUGUCUGGACUGAUCUGAUUUUUGUAAUGUGUUUUUUUGUAAAAACUAAGUCGCUCUGGAUAAGGGCGUCUGUUAUAAGAAAAUACAUACAUACAUUAACAACACAGAUGGUUUUAGAACUGGAAACAUGCGCCAUGGUAUAUUACAGUAUAUAUUACAGCUAUAAGAGGCUGUGUACUGCUGUAAGGUAAUAUAUUUGAUAUAUUUGAAAUCAAUGAUACAGCACUGAUAUUGUUAAACAGGUUUAAGAGAACAGCGAAACACGUUUAUGAAAAUUAAAACAAAUGUUAAUUGGAGUGCUGCAGCUGCUCUGCACUAAGGAUAGCUGUGUGUUUUUGUUUGCUGUUGCUUACUACAGUAUGUAUGUUUUAAAGGGAACUUUAAUUCCAAACGGUACCUUUGCAGGCUGCUUUUAAAACGAAAGACUAAAUCUAAAAUAUGUAGCCUCCUUGGCCACUGAAAACUGAAUUCAGUCAUGCUUGGCUCCUAACAAGUUUGUAUUUAUUUAAUUAACUUUAUUUUCACAUAAGAAAUGGUUCACUCUGGUUUAGCUAGUGUAUUGUAUGGGUCCAGGUAUUAACAAAUAUCAUUUUAUUAAAUGAAAAAAUUGAAAUAAUGGUUCUUAAGUCUUUUAUUGUUUGAUAUUUAAA
Acipenser ruthenus (sterlet) is the source of this 2785-nucleotide messenger RNA. RefSeq names its product prenylcysteine oxidase-like. The record is from RefSeq and is a predicted model, not a curated record. Gene Ontology annotation, biological process: prenylated protein catabolic process; prenylcysteine catabolic process. Gene Ontology annotation, molecular function: prenylcysteine oxidase activity. NCBI's taxonomy places the organism in Eukaryota, Metazoa, Chordata, Actinopteri, Acipenseriformes, Acipenseridae. Bases 180 to 1685 code for a protein of 501 amino acids. The transcript is spliced from 6 exons.